Messenger RNA from Tilletiaria anomala UBC 951, 3652 nucleotides. RefSeq lists its product as uncharacterized. The transcript has 2 exons. The record is from RefSeq and is a predicted model, not a curated record. Lineage: Eukaryota; Fungi; Basidiomycota; Exobasidiomycetes; Georgefischeriales; Tilletiariaceae. Bases 139 to 3537 code for a protein of 1132 amino acids.
UCCAUCCACACUCCUUUGUCUUCCAUCUAGGCGCGGCCACAAGCAUCCCCCAGCUUACACUCGCUCACGCGACCACCAGGUCUCCCGACACCAGACUCCCCGGAUAGCACAGAUCCUCCUCUGCACAUCGCGCCAGCCAUGAUGGUCAUCUCCUCGGCGUCGGACGGCGCCAUCCCCUUUGCUGCAUCACCCACAAAACCCACCAUACGCAAAACACUGACCAGCAAAAUGGCACCGCGCGCAAAGAGCAAGUCGACCGACACGUACAUUGCCGAUGCGACCAAUGGGCAGCAGCCCUAUGCACAUGCGCAGCAGCAGGCGGCAGCCGUCUGUCGCGUCGCGUCGACCAUCUCAUCCCGCAAGGACAAGGAGAAGAACAAGAUUAACGCCGUCAGCAAGGCGUCACUUGCCAUGCUCGACCCACGCCACGCGAUGGGCAUGGACUGCAACGACUCGCCGACCCUGCAGACCAAGUCGGACAGCCCCAACAGCCCGACGACCGCCGCGGCCUUUCCUGCAUCCUGGAAAGCUGCGAGUAGCCCGACGCCUGAGCUCGAGGCCUUCACCACGUGCGAGUCAUACAGCACGCCCAAGGUCCGUUUUCUCGACGACGAAGACAGCAACAGCGCCUCACCGGGCGACGCGCUCACCACCGUCGCGGGCAUCACAGAGGACGUACAGGCGUCUGUCGCGGGAAUCCACCGUGCUGCGAGUUUCGACGUCUGCGACACCGAGCGGGAGCGCCCGACAUGGGAAGACGACAUGCUCCGAACCUCGGUUGACCACCAGAGCGCGCGCGGGACCGCAUCGAGUGAUACAGCGCGCACGGCGCGUCCGAGCGACUAUGUCGGCGUUGAUCUUGCCACUGCCAUGGCGUCUGCAGGUGCCGGAAAGUCGCGCGGCAAAAACAAGGAUUCGACUAUCUCGCGGCUCUUUAGCUGGAAGAAAUCGUCCAGCAAGUCUAAAGUGAGCCAGCCGGUGCAGGCCGAGUACCAGCCACAGCCUCCGCUGCACCGCCAGCAUGCGCAGCCUCUCGUGCACAGUGCCUCGGCCCCACUCAGCGCACCUGCCGCAUUUUCCACAUUUGAGGAGCGCUACGGCCCGCUGCUGUCCAUCGCGCAGCCGCUCCAGCCAUCGGAUAGCUAUCAGCUCAACGGCAGCGCCGCCUACGGUCCGAGUAACGGCUUCUACUACGACCAAGAGUCCCGCACCGCUACCGCCACCGCCGUGGGCUCCGGCUCCGGUUCGCAGCCGAGCAGCCCGAUCCGCACCACCUCCGCCGCAAGCGCCGCUACAGCAACAACAGCAACGAAGUCAUCCAAGGGACCGCCUUGCGCUGACGAGCUGCCUCGCCGUCCGAGCAUUCCGGACACUUACAAAAUCAGCUUGUUCACACCGUACAGUAGCAGCAGCAGCGCAGGUACCGUCUCGCUGCGCGAUGCCCGCUCGCAGAACAAGAGCAGGCGCGGCGGCGCCCACAGCGCCGCCGCCGAGGCGUCCGUGUACGGCGACGGCUUCCUGACGCGCGAAAACAGCACAGCCGCGUCUGCCAAAGCGACGUGGAACCUGCUCUCAGACAGCGAGUCGUCCGACUCGCUCGCUAGUGGCGCUAACAGCCGACCCAUCAGCCGUGUCGUCCAGAGUGUCGGCCGCGGCGUGCCGGUGCGUCCGACAUCCUCGCGCACGCAGGGCAACGGCGGCUCGACGCGCGGCCGCAUCCAGAGCGUCUAUAUACCCGAGGACGCCGGCUCUCCCGGCGUCGCCCCGUUCGACUUUGCCGCAUGGGGAAGGAUGGGCAUCGAAGACGCCCCACCCUUGCCAGCGUUACCGAACGCUGCGUCGGCGCACGGCGCCGGCGCUGCCGGCGCUGCUGCUGCUGCUGGAAAGCGCGCCGCUCGUAGGCGAAGCCGAAGUGUCGGAUCAAUCGUCCCUCCGCCCCGCGCGAUCGGGCGAGGAAACGGAAGCAACAACACGCCGACGCAGCGUGACGUUGCCUCCUUCCGCGCCGAGAUUGGCCGUUCGCAGAGCUUUUCGACCGCCGAGGGCAAGACGGUGCAGGCCAGGCGUGUCAACCUUAGGCAGAAGGCCGUCAAGGCCGUCGCGGUGCCCAGCCCUGCGCUUUCCUCGCGCAGCCCUCGCUUCGUGCGUCCGCCACUCGUCGUUACUGUCAUGCCCCCGACACCUGACGUGGGCGGCGAGACGCCCGUCGCGGAGACAGGGGCGUUCCAACGCGCGCCGUCGCGCACCCGCGCAGGUGCACCCACCGCACAGGUCCCCGAGCUGGUCCAGGGCCGCCAGCGCGAAAACUCCGUUGCGGCAGAGUUCGCACACAUGACGGCCGAAUACGUCGCAGCGUGGACACCAACGACCGAGUCGUCCCCCGCUACUGACGGCGGAAUCGUCGCGCUCGACUUCCCAGGCGCUGCACACGGCGCUGUCGUCGUCGCCUCGCAGCCUGACCUCGGCUCGGGGAAGAAGCCGGCGGCGGCGAUGGCCAAGGUACCCGCCGCUCGCGCCAAUCGCCCGCGAGCCCCGACAGCAGGCAGUGACUUUAGCGAAGCGCCGAGCGAGGUGUCCACCAUCGGACCGUUCGGCUUUUCGCGCAGCUUGUCCAGCAGCUCCCUUUCGAGUGGUAGCAGCAGCGGCGCCAGCUUCAGCCCCAUCUCUAGCACCGCACACCUCGAGCACACUGAAGACAUGUUGCCCGCAGAGAGGGGCGGCGGAAACGAAGAAGGCGACACUUCGCUGAUGCUCGGCAUCGCUGCCUCCAAGCGCUCCUCGCUAUCCUCUGCGCUCACCACCUCGAGCAGUAUUCUCGACUUUGGCCGCGAGGAGGCACAGAUCUACGAGGAAAGGAUUUUGCAAGCCGACGCUACGGGUUUACUCACACCCUUCCAGCUACGCGACAAGUGCGACGAAUACGACUGCGACACGCCCAAGCUUGGCAAUAGCGGCAUGUCGCCUUCGCCGCUGUCCGCCACCGUCUCGGAGCACACCAGCAAGACGGGAGGCCCACAGCUCCAGCUUCGCUUCAGCACUGGCCUCGGCAUUGGCCUCGGGCUGGACCAGGCUCUCCACGAUGUGCCGCCACUCCGCGCUCCCAUUCCCGUCACAGCUGCCUUGGCCAUCAAAAAGGGUGGUGGCACCGCCUCCUCCGGUAUGAGCAUUAAAACGCCUAUGCAGACGAUGACGCCACCGCCUGCCAAGCCGCCAAAGUCACGUGCUCGCCAGGCCAACAAGGCCACUCCUGAGCGGAUGAAAGCCCCGGUUGGCAUUUCGUCUUCCUCGAGCUCACAGCAAGGCUACAUGCAAGCACAUGUCCAGUCAGCCGCUCCGCAUCAUUCCACCAUCCCCGCUUUCUUUGUCGCUCAGCAUCAGGAUCACGGCCUUGGCCUCGGCCUCCACCAAAGUCACACCGAGGAGCAGACCUCACCGGAUCCGUACGAUGGCUACGACCGCGGCUAUCAGCCAAAACCAAGCUGGGAGGGCCUGCCACGGUCUGACUCCGGCGAGUGGAGCAUGGGUGUUGCUAUGUAAACGCCACGCUUGACGUCUGCCCCGCGUCUGCAGUCCCAAGUCCUCGCCCAAUUCAAUUCAACAAGUGUUCCCAGUACAUUUCGUUUUGACGUUGUCAACCUCUUGCUUCCUUCGA